Molecule: messenger RNA, 1656 nt
Organism: Alosa sapidissima (American shad)
Lineage: Eukaryota; Metazoa; Chordata; Actinopteri; Clupeiformes; Clupeidae
Gene: apobec2a
Product: apolipoprotein B mRNA editing enzyme, catalytic polypeptide-like 2a
Exons: 4
Coding region: 95-889 (264 amino acids)
Biological process (GO): cytidine to uridine editing
Cellular component (GO): cytoplasm; nucleus
Molecular function (GO): cytidine deaminase activity; RNA binding
Source: RefSeq, a predicted model, not a curated record
CACACACACACACACACACACACACACACACACACACACACACAAACACACACACAUAUAAAUUCCCCGUCCACCCGUCAGCCGUAAGCUAGUCAUGGCAGACAAGAAGAGUGCGCCCGUGGUCAGGAGGAAGGAGAGGUUGGUGGACAAGAAGAAGGAGGCGCAGGUGGCGGUAAAGGAGAAGGCCAAGGAGGACAAGGCCAAGGAGGACAAGGCCAAGGAGAAGAAGCCCGCGGAGGUGGUGGCGAAUGGGGAGGCCGCCGUCAACGGGACCAACGGGGUAGUAGCUGACGGGGAAGCCGCGGAGAAUGGAGAAGCCAAAGUGGAGCCCAUUGAGCUGCCACCCUUCGAAAUAACGUCGGGCGACCGGAUGGACCCUUUCUUCUUCAAGUUCCAGUUUAAGAAUGUGGAGUACUCCUCGGGCCGCAACAAGACCUUCCUCUGCUACCUGAUGGACCCUGGCAAUGACGGGCUGCUCAUGCGAGGCUACCUGGAGGACGAGCACGCCUCUGACCACGUGGAGGAGGCCUUCUUCAAGCAGGUGCUACCCUACUACAACCCCAAGACAAAGUACACCGUCACCUGGUACAUGUCGUCUAGCCCGUGCGCGGCCUGCGCCGUCAAGCUGGUGGAGAUCCUAAAGGCGCGGCCCACGGUUCGCCUCACCAUCUUCUCCGCCCGCCUCUUUAUGUGGGAGGAGCCAGAGAUCCAGGCGGGGCUGAAGGCGCUGACGGCGGCAGGCUGCAAGCUGCGCAUCAUGAAGCCGCUGGACUUCACGUACAGCUGGGACACGUUCGUGGACAACGACUGUGACACCUUCACGCUGUGGGAGGACUGCCAGGAGAACUACGAGUACUAUCAGGAAAAGCUGGCCGACAUCCUGCAGUGACAGACCCUGGAGAUCAGUUGGAAAGGAUCAUGAGAAAACACCUGUCAAUUCCCUUACAACAACUGCAGAGCUGUAAUGCACAUCUUAGUGUGUGUGUGUGUGUGUGUGUGUGUGUGUGUGUGUGUGUGUGUGUGUGUGUGUGUGUGUGUGUAUGUGUGUGUGUGUGUGUGUUUGUAUGUUUCCAAGAGUGUGUGAGUGAGUGGAUCUGUUUGCUGUGCACCAAUUUGUGAUAUUAAACUGACAAUAUUUGUUUUGAACUGACAUGUUGAGGAGGACUACUGAAUCUCAGUGGAACUUGCACAAGAUAUUUUUUAUGAAAUCUUAACAAUAAUGUACAUGCCAGAGUUCAUACAUCACAUUGAUAAUGAUAACUGUUCAGUUAUUCUGCAGCAUGAACUUGCUAUCUCGGGCCUUUUACAGAGUCUAUUGUGUAUGCCCAUCAGUCACUAUACUUUGAAAUAAUAAUACGAGAAAUCAUUCUAUUGAAUAUACUGGACUGAAAUCAUUCGUAAUGUGCAAUAUCUGCACUAUUAUUUUAGGGAUGAGAAAAUACAAUAUUAUUUUAGAGAUAAAAUGACUUUAUGAUCAUAUGCUAAUCAAAGGAAUAUUAUCAACCACCUUUCACCAUUGAGAAGAGAAAUUGUUUUGAUUGAUGAUUUAUUGAAGUCAGAUGAUUUUUUUUAUUUUGUUAUGUUUUUUAAACGUACCUAGAAUCAUGUAUGAUCCAACUCACAAUUUUUUAAGAAUUAAAAACUUUUAACACUCAA